AUGGGAGCAAGCGAUUCAUUCCUAAAUAAGCGUUUUGGCCUAAGUAAUAAUUCAACGGACAAUAUAACAACUGUAAGAUUAGCCAAAGAAGAUGUUACUUUCAAAACAUCAGCUUUCCAAAUUGUGCCUAUUUUACUGGAUGGAAAAAUAUUUGACACAAAAUUUCAUGUAGUAGACUCAUUGUCAGAAGAUGCUAUUUUAGAACGGGAUUGGUUCCAAAUGCAUAAUGCAAUUUUAGAUUUUGUUUAA
Messenger RNA from Ceutorhynchus assimilis (cabbage seed weevil), 249 nucleotides. NCBI's taxonomy places the organism in Eukaryota, Metazoa, Arthropoda, Insecta, Coleoptera, Curculionidae. The record is from the annotation of a GenBank genome assembly.